UGACACCUACAUCUAUUCUUACUGCUGGGUGAGGGGAUCACACCUUCCAAUGGUCAAGUCAUAUUGGCUACUUCUGUAGGAAUGUGAGAAUGAGGAUUAAAAAUGUGUGAAUGUGGGAUGGAUAAAUACCAGUGCACACAGACUGCUGCUUCAGUUCCCUCAAGAAUUAUUUAGUGGAAGAAGCUCCUCUACAAGAAACGAAGAUGCAGAGAUUCAACACUCAACAGGCAUUGGGAAUGAUCCUAGAUGGACUGAACCCUUGUGACUCGGAUGGAGAAGACAUCAACCUUCAGGAGGAUUCAGACUACGAGCUGUCUGAGUCAUCUUCAGAUGAGAAGACUGCUCCCCAACCAAAAAAGAGAGCUAGGCUGGGGACUGAUGUGGCAGAGACUGCAAAAGAUGGCACCGUAUGGCAUGAAGAACAGGUGGGAACGGGUCCACAUUUCACCCCACCAUCGCCAUACAGUGCAGAUGGAGAGCCAACAGCUAAGGCCAGGAGAUCAAUCACAAGUCGUCUUCAGAGCUUCCUGUGUUUCAUCACUUUGGACAUGCUUGAUAUCAUUCGAGACUGUACAAUUCAACAUGCAAAGCAAACAGAGCAUGCGGAGUGGUUCAUGGGCGUCCCUGAGCUAAUGGCCUUUAUUUCCAUCACCAUCAUGCGUGGAAUCAUCAGGGUGCCAUCAUUGCGUGACUGCUGGUCAAAAACCCUGGGGAGCACACAGAUCAUCGAAACCAUGUCCCGAGGGCGUUUCCAAAACAUCAUGCAUCACCUACGCUUUGAUGACCGAGACACCCGCACAGAGCGAGCACAGACCGAUAAGUUUGCUGCAAUUUCAGACAUAUGGGGAUGGUUUGUCAGCAACUGCAUCACAUCCUACAUCCCUGGUCGACACAUCACCAUCGACGAACAACUUUUCCCAUCCAAGACUCGCUGCUGUUUCCUACAGUACACUGCAUCUAAACCAGACAAGUUUGGGAUCAAGUUUUGGGUGGCAUGUGACUUGAAAACCAAAUACGUCUGCAACAUCCUCCCAUAUCUUGGCAAGGACCCCACUCGGCCUCGUGGGGAGAGAGUGUCUGAGAGUGUAGUCAUGAGGCUGAUGGAACCAUUCCUGGACGAGGGCAGAAAUGUCACCACGGACAAUUUCUGUCUGUCACUUGCAAAACGCCUACUUAGCCGGAAUACAACCAUCCUCGGCACAGUCAACAAGAUUCGCCAAGAAAUUCCACUAUCAACUCGACAGAUGCACCGCAAGGAAUUUACCACCCAAGCGUUUUCAACCACUGGUGCCACACUGACUGUGUAUGCGCCCAAGCCAAAGAAGACUGUAUAUGUUCUCAGCAGCAUGCACAGCACGAUUCAGACAGAGGAUACCACCAAAAAGAAGCCAAACACCAUCACACUCUACAACACAACAAAGUGCGGCGUCGAUGUCAUGGACCAGAUGGUGCGGGAGUACACUGUCCGCGCAGGAACACGGCGCUGGCCAGUAGCAGUGUUCUAUAACAUGAUAGAAGAACAUGUAAGAACAAUCAUGCAGCUGUGCGCUGUGUUGACUGCUACCGUUACACAUGUGGGAAAUGCCGAAAGGAGCAAUGGCAGUGCCAGGAUUGCGAGUGAUUGCUGA
Messenger RNA from Scatophagus argus, 1628 nucleotides. RefSeq lists its product as uncharacterized. The record is from RefSeq and is a predicted model, not a curated record. The transcript is spliced from 2 exons. NCBI's taxonomy places the organism in Eukaryota, Metazoa, Chordata, Actinopteri, Scatophagidae. The coding region runs from base 204 to 1628 and encodes 474 amino acids.